AUGGAUUCGCUGGAAACAUUCCCCACUGAGCUUUUGAGUAUCAUAAUAGUCGACCUUACCACGCGAGAUUCCCUAAAAAGCCUCUCCUCUGUCAGUAGGAGGUUUAGGAUUCUUUGUGUGCCAUUCUUAUUCCACAGAUUGCGCGUGGAUUUCUCGAUCGCCGGGUUCAAACGAUUGGAGCAAAUAUCUGUGUCGGAUAUUGCUCAGUAUGUGAAAGUCAUUCAAUACUACGCUCCUGAGCUUAUAGAUCCUUGUGCUGAAUCCUGGGAUUAUUUUCGUUCCUGUGUAUAUCCACCAGCCGAGUACGUUCGGGACCAGAAAGACUUAAUCUGGAGUUUUCGCGGGAAACAGGUGCCCUACAAAGAUAUAUACACUUACUUUUCUCACUUGGUACACGAACAGCGAGAAAUUCUACAAAGGUGUGUCGAUUUACGAUCUCUGUGCACGAGCUUUCCUCGUUUUCGGGGUCUGCAGAGUAUCGAGGUGGAAUUUGCGGAUGGAAUCAAGAGCCCAUUUCGAUGGUUCGCCAGCCGGCUCUUUGUGGAUUGGGAGGAAUCGUUUCUAUUGCACUUUGAGGCUCUACUUGAUGCAAUACUCGCUACGAAGAGAGAAGGCAUUCGCAUAACAAGUUUAAAAAUUUCCGGAUUCUACUCCCACUUACCGAUGACGGACUUCUACUUGGCUGAGAAACUUACAGCGGCAGUAGAGGAUAUUGCAAGUUUGCACCUUAUUGACAGCCCUUACUUGCUAGAUGCCAUGACCACUGUUCCUUUUCCAGCUCUUCGUCAGCUGGUUUUAGGUCAUUGUUGGCUUGGUGAAUCGGAGCUUGGAGGAUUUGUCACGAACAAAGCAGAUACGCUUCAGUGCUUAGAACUCAAUAAUGUAUCUGUGUCGGCGGAGAAAGUACAUCCCUCAGGGAUAAGCUUAUAUCGUUGUGAUAUACAAGCCGUUGCAGAGAGUAUGCUGCGGAUCAGAAGUCAGGGAAUCUUACGCAGGAUUAUUAUUAAUGGAAUAGUGUGGUGA
Aspergillus uvarum CBS 121591 is the source of this 1023-nucleotide messenger RNA. RefSeq lists its product as uncharacterized. The coding region runs from base 1 to 1023 and encodes 340 amino acids. Gene Ontology annotation, molecular function: protein binding. NCBI's taxonomy places the organism in Eukaryota, Fungi, Ascomycota, Eurotiomycetes, Eurotiales, Aspergillaceae. The record is from RefSeq and is a predicted model, not a curated record. The transcript is spliced from 2 exons.